AUGAUGACCAUGAAGCGAUCAGUUCAGAAUCCUGUUGUGAAGAGCAUGCCAAAACCACACACUGAGCCGCCCCCCUUUGCCAUGCUGAAAGAUGCAGGUGAUGCAUUCGUCGAACACCCCACCCAUAUUGACACCAAAUUGAAAGAUGACGAGAAUGCUACUAAGCCCUUGUCGAUCACCUCUGCGAGAGACUUUGAAGAUAUGUCUCAAGACAUGCACCGUUUAUUUGAAGGCAAGGAGACGGAGCAAAACUGGGACAAGCGUCGAAAGGCCAUUAUAAAGAUUUCUCGAAUCACGCAUGGCAAUGGUAUACACGACUAUCGCCCACAGUACAUCACCUUCAUCAAAUCACAGUUGGACAACAUCCUAAAGGUCGUAGAUUCUCUACGAACCAACGUUUCUACCGCUGGUUUACAUACACUCCAGCAUAUUGCCGAUGCACUCGGGCAUGGCGUUGAUUUCAUGGUUGAUUUUGUCGCAGAGACAUUGAUCACACGAUGCUGCAAUACCUCAAAGGUCAAACGAGAUCCUGCCAUCGCCACCUUUGAGACCAUCAUCAGCAAUGCCACGUGUAAUAAAAAUAUUCUCCAUUACAUCGUGUCAGCAUCCGAGCACAAAGAUCCUAACGCCAGAACAGCCGUCGCCGGUUGGCUGAUCGCAAUUUUCGCGAAGAAUGGCCGUCACUGUGACCACGCUAGUGUUCUUGAUCUCAUCGAAAAAUGCAUUAAGAACGGCCUCAAUGACCCCAAACCACAAGUCCGAACACCAAUGCGUACGACUUAUGCCACUCUUGAUUUCAAGACUCAAAAAAUGCUUGACAGCAAUAUAACUGUCGAACCAACAAAGUCAUCAUUGAAGCAACAACCAUCCAUCAAGGACAUUAAAGCCGCGAAGAAGAAAGAGAUGGACGCACAGGAAAGCGCUCGGCCCGAGUCUGCACACUCCAACAGACCCUCGAUCAAGGACAUAAAGGCCGCAAAGAUUAGAGAAAUGAAAGCGAAGGAAGUUCCACGCCCCCCUUCUGCUCAAGGGAACAAGACAUUUGUUCGGGACGCAAGGGGUUCAAAGAGACGAGAGGCGGAGGUAGAGGAUGCUGCUCGUCCCCCUUCAGCACAAGCAUCACAACCAUUGAUUAAAGACACAAAGACCGUAAGAAAACGAGAAGCUGUGGUAGAAGAUACUGCCCGUCCUUCGUCAGCCCAGUCAGCACGAUCCUCGACCAGGGAUAUCAAGACUACAAGGAAGCAAGAUGCUAAUGCAGAAGACGUCAUCCGUCCUCCACCCCCACAGUCAAAUAAUGCAACCAGAAAGCGUGACGUGGAAGCACAAGAUACCGCUCGACCAGUGUCUAGUCAAUUAUACCCAAGCACAUAUGAAAGAAAAUUCCACAUACUCUCCAGUGCUCCGAUGAGGCCCCACCGUGGGCUCAUCGAGCUCAAGCGAAUACCUCCCAAGCAAGCUGCGUUUGUGCAACAGAAAGCAGAUGCCGAAACAAUGAAUAUUCUUCAGACGGAUGAUAUCACAAUGAAAAAGGAAGGGGACAAACAGGUGCAGGAUUUGGAGAAUGCAGCCCUUCAACCGUCCUCAUCCAGACGUGAGGUCUCUCAAUCAGAAACUGGCACCACCAAAGUACCUCCAUUCGAGCUAGGUCAAGAUGAGCAGCAGAUCCCUGUCAAGGAGGCGGCACCCUUGGUAGCCACGGACAAGAAUUCCGUAAGAGCUGGAAUGAGAAACAGAUCAACAUCAACUAAUGUACCACCUGUCCAUACUGAGGUGGACAAGCGGGCCAGAAAGCAUGGUGAUCUCCAUAAGAGCGGACCACCGGUCUCGAAACAUGGUAGAACACACAGCGGAGGAUCUAUUCAAAUCCAUGAAGACAAUGCUUCAGCAGGCCAGGUUGGGACUGGGAAGAUUUCUCAGGUCACAAAGAGAAGGUCGGAAGAAAGGAUGAAAGCUGGCAAAGAAAUUGUCAAAGAGGCUCCAGCAGACCACGCUGGGGUUGAGAAGAUUUCUCAGGUCACGAAGAAAAGGUCGGAGGAAAGGAUGAAAGCCAGGAAAGAAGUGGAGCAUAGUGAUCUCCCUGGAAACCGACCACCACCCUCGAAACAUGGUAGAACACGCAGCACGGGUUCUAUUCAGAUUCACGAAGAUAAGGCUUCAACAGGCCAAGCUGGGGCUGGAAAGAUUUCUCAGGUUACGAAGAGAAGGUCAGAGGAAAGGAUGAAAGCUGGGAAAGAAGUAGUCAAAGUCCCUAGCAGGAGACGAUCGAUCAGGUCGCCAAGUCCUCCAACUGCAUUGCGUGAGAUUGAUCAGCUCAAUCAGAUACUGGAGCCGAUUAAGAAAGAAGAAAACAUGCGUCAAAAGUACAUAAGUACGGAGAUAGCCGUGCGGAACCGUUCUAUCUCUCCUAAUACCAAAGACCCAGGUAAGGCGCGAACGCAGUUGAGCAAUGGCAUAGAAAAGAUUCGUGCCCGGAAAAUGGAUGAUUAUGGGUAUCGCAGGCUUCAAGGUCUAAUCAAAGCCAAUGACGAUCUGUUCCAAGACGAAGAGAAGUAUGAUGAGUUGCUGCUUGCUCUUCUCGAUACCCUGGAGACACCAAACACAGAACGACGUCAGUCUCUGGGUCGCCAAUAUGACAACAAGUUUCAGAUACUUGUUACCAUACGGCUGAUGUUGGUUCACAGUGCAAAAUACUGUGCACCUUAUCACGCACGAGCUCUUUCUGCACUUCUCACAGCACGGCGGAAUUUCGAAUCUAGGUGUCACAUCGUUGGUGGCCUAGAGGAAACAGCAGAGGACAUUGUGGAUGCGUGUUCAUCAACUGAAGUCAUUGACCCUGUGCUCGACGUUCUCGAGCUCCAGGAGCACGAUGAUGCUGGUUAUCGAGCAAUUUCCAUGGGCUUGCACAUCUUGAGCGGUCUUGUCGCACGAAUCAAGGGGACCGAGAUUUUGGACAAAAUACAAGAGGAGCGGCUGACGCACUUCGCGUUGAAAUGCCUUCGCAACGAGAGUUCGGAGACUCGACGAGCAACCGUUGCAUUCUGUGUUGAGCUUCGGCGAUUGAUUAAUCCGGAGGAGAAAUAUUUUCAAAUGGUGGCGGGGAACGACGAGGCAUUGAAGUCUUUGUUGACUUAUUUCAUUGCUACUAACCGCCGGAGAUGA
Endocarpon pusillum Z07020 is the source of this 3162-nucleotide messenger RNA. RefSeq lists its product as uncharacterized. Gene Ontology annotation, cellular component: mitotic spindle; cytoplasmic microtubule; spindle microtubule. The coding region runs from base 1 to 3162 and encodes 1053 amino acids. The record is from RefSeq and is a predicted model, not a curated record. Gene Ontology annotation, molecular function: microtubule binding. NCBI's taxonomy places the organism in Eukaryota, Fungi, Ascomycota, Eurotiomycetes, Verrucariales, Verrucariaceae. Gene Ontology annotation, biological process: mitotic spindle assembly; astral microtubule depolymerization. The transcript is spliced from 2 exons.